Nanorana parkeri is the source of this 969-nucleotide messenger RNA. RefSeq names its product protein SSUH2 homolog. The transcript has 11 exons. The record is from RefSeq and is a predicted model, not a curated record. NCBI's taxonomy places the organism in Eukaryota, Metazoa, Chordata, Amphibia, Anura, Dicroglossidae. The coding region runs from base 1 to 969 and encodes 322 amino acids.
AUGGACCCACCUAGCUAUGAAGAUGUGAUGGCUGGUGCUGGAGAUGGGAUGUUUGAACCUCCUUCUCCGUACUCGCCGCCAUGUGUUCCUACCGCCCCUCCACCGGAACUCAGAACACCGCCGCCUUACGUCUCGGAGGAUGUGGCCAGACAAGUGUUAAUGGACUACAGUAAGAAACACAGCUUCUUCAGCUCCAAGGCGGCAACAAACAUGCAGCUACAAAAGACCCAGACCUUCCACACUCACAGGUAUCGCCUGCAGACCUUCACGGAAUCGCGAAAGUGUAAAUGGGUUACUGUCCCUUAUGAUGGCAAACCUAUAGAUGGACCAGGUAACGGACCAGCUCCAAAACCGUGGGAAGUUCCUGUUCAGCUACCAAAUAUGUUUCAGGCUGGGAAGAAAAAAGUGAGAGUCCCCCAUACUUCCAGGCUGGAGGUGUGUGCAUACUGCAAAGGGAUUGGCAGAAAAAAAUGUGCCAAGUGUGGAGGACUCGGAAAGGCAAAAAAGGCGACUGGAAAUGAAAGAUCCAUGUGUGGGUAUUGCAAUGGCUACCGUUCCUUCAUGUGCGAGGACUGCCACGGGCAGGGGCAUGAUUUGAAGUACAUAGAGCUGACUGUAAAAUGGAAAAACCACCCCAUUGAGUUUGUAGCGGACCACAAGUCUGACUUUCCAUCAAAGAGAUUCAAGAAGGUGACUGGGGAGGUUGUCUUCUCCGAUGAGCAGAUGAGUCUGAUUCCGGUCACCGGAUUCCCAGAUCCCUCCAUAAACGAAGCGUCUCAAAAAGCAAUUACUCAGCAUCGCCUACACUCCGAGUCUUCUAAAAUAUUGAGACAGGAACACAGGAUCGAGUGGCUGCCUCUGACCAAGGUGGAAUAUACAUGGAAAAAUAAACAAUAUGAGUUCUUUGUGUAUGGGAAAGAAAAAAAAGUUUAUGCAGAUAAUUAUCCAAUGGGCUGUGCAGUCAUGUGA